This is a messenger RNA of Penicillium expansum, 756 nucleotides long. RefSeq lists its product as uncharacterized. The record is from RefSeq and is a predicted model, not a curated record. The transcript has a single exon. The coding region runs from base 1 to 756 and encodes 251 amino acids. NCBI's taxonomy places the organism in Eukaryota, Fungi, Ascomycota, Eurotiomycetes, Eurotiales, Aspergillaceae.
AUGUGUCACGUCGGCGAGAAGCAGUCCGCUGAAGCUGCACAGAGACCACCUAUUGAGACCCCAUACCAAGGUUUGGUUUUCACUGAACCUAAAGGCAAUCUAAUUCCAAUUUACCACUGGGAGAACAAAACAAACAGCCAUUUCUACACAUCUGACCCGAUAUCUGCCGUCACGCUAGAGGCCACGGAAGCAUACGUAAAGAUUGGAAUUGCUUGGUACAUCUAUCCAAAGCGGCAGGACGGCACUAAAACACUACCUCUGGUCCGUUGGUAUGAUCCAGUCGAGGGAUUCUAUCGAUACACAGCUAGUGAGGUGGGCCUCCUUUCUCCAGCUCCAGAAUGCAAGCGCGAGGCUAUUCUAGGCUAUAUACCCAUCCAAGAUCGCGACACCCUUCCAACACCCGGCACCAUUGCUAUUGAUCCCGAUAUCAUCUUCCAACCGACUGGCCUUUUCACCUUCGACCCAGCUUUUACAGACGAGCAACGCUAUCAGAUCCUCCAGGCGCACAGCAUCGCCUACGAACGCGCGGGUGUCUGCCACUCUAUCUCCGGCCAAGAGGCCGGGGAAGUGCGCGGGCUAUAUUGGGUACAAAUCCACCAUGGCAUUGACACGAACCCAAAUAACAACGCCAGCACAACUGUCGGCAGCCGUUUCAUCGAUGUCAGUAUUACCAACUUGCUGUCGCUGUCGAAGAAUGAGAUUGCGCAGACGCUAUUGCACGAGAUGCUGGGAGAAACUAAUUCUGACACGCGCUAG